This is a messenger RNA of Diachasmimorpha longicaudata, 2340 nucleotides long. RefSeq names its product nucleolar GTP-binding protein 1 (gene Non1). Gene Ontology annotation, cellular component: nucleolus. The transcript has 7 exons. The record is from RefSeq and is a predicted model, not a curated record. Gene Ontology annotation, biological process: ribosomal large subunit biogenesis. The coding region runs from base 137 to 2062 and encodes 641 amino acids. Gene Ontology annotation, molecular function: GTP binding; GTPase activity; RNA binding. NCBI's taxonomy places the organism in Eukaryota, Metazoa, Arthropoda, Insecta, Hymenoptera, Braconidae.
AAGACAUAACCUUAUUUCCCCUUUCAACUCCACGCUGGUGCUGAGCAAGCACGUGGAGCUGUUCAAUUCUUAUCUGAAAGUAUAAAUACUAUGAGAAUAUAUUUAUAACAAGUGUGUGACAAUCCAGUUAGCAAAAAUGUCUAUGUACAACUUCAAAAAGAUUGCGGUGGUCCCCACAUCUAAGGACUUCAUCGAUAUCAUAUUAUCGAAAACCCAGAGGAAGACUCCCACUGUAAUCCACAAAAACUACAAAAUAUCGAGAAUUCGUGCAUUUUACACACGAAAAGUGAAAUUCUCUCAACAAAGUUUCCACGAUCGUCUCUCUCAAAUUAUCCAAGAGUUUCCUAAGCUUGAUGAUGUGCAUCCAUUCUACGCUGAUCUUAUGAAUGUUCUUUACGACAAGGAUCAUUACAAAUUAGCUCUGGGACAGAUCAACCAUGCCAGACAUCUAAUUGACAAUGUCGCCAAGGAUUACGUUCGAUUGCUCAAGUAUGGAGACUCCUUGUAUCGAUGCAAACAACUCAAGAAGGCAGCCCUGGGUCGUAUGGCCACGAUAAUGAAGAGGCAAGCUGCCAAUUUAUCGUAUCUUGAACAAGUUCGUCAACAUCUGGCUCGUCUCCCCAGCAUCGAUCCCUACACCAGGACAAUCAUCAUCUGCGGGUUUCCGAAUGUCGGAAAGAGUAGUUUCAUCAACAAGAUUACACGAGCUGAUGUGGAAGUUCAGCCAUACGCCUUCACCACAAAAUCCUUGUACGUUGGUCACACGGAUUACAAAUAUCUCCGUUGGCAGGUGAUAGAUACACCUGGAAUCCUGGACCACGCUCUGGAAGACCGAAAUGUCAUUGAAAUGCAGGCGGUAACAGCUCUCGCUCACUUGAGAGCUGCAGUUUUGUACUUCUGCGAUGUGUCAGAACAGUGUGGACAUAAUAUUGAGGCCCAGGUUCAGCUCUUCGAGUCUAUAAAACCCUUAUUCACCAACAAACCUCUGAUUGUUGUUGCCAACAAGACUGACGUGCUUCGUUUAGAUGAGCUCGCGCCAGAGAAACUGGCGGCACUGAAGACUCUUGAGGAUGGUGGAAAGACCCCGAUCAUCGAGAUGAGCACUGUCACCGAUUUUGGAGUAAUGGAUGUCAAGCAAGAGGCCUGCGAACGUCUGCUGUCCUUCAGGGUUGAUCAGAAGAUCAAGACUAAGAAGGUCGAUGGACUACUAAAUCGUCUCCACGUGGCUAUGCCAACUCCGAGGGAUCAGAAGGAGCGACCCCCUUGCAUACCCGAAACUGUUUUACUCAAAAAGAAAAUUGCUGCUGAGAAAGUGGAGAGGAAGAGGAAACUUGAGAGGGAGAUUGAGGAAGAAAUGGGAGAUGAUUAUGUUCUGGAUCUCAAGAAGAAUUAUGAUAUCGAGGGAGAUCAGAAGUUUGAUGUCAUUCCUGAAAUGUGGGAAGGACACAAUAUUGCUGAUUACAUCGAUUUGGACAUAUUUGAGAAACUGAAUGAACUGGAGAAAGAGGAAGACCUGCGAGACGAAGCUGGGUACUACGACUACAAAGUGCCAGUUCUGUCAGAUACAAUGAAAGAAAUUCAGGAAUUAGCUAAACAGAUUCGCGAGAAGAGGGCAAUUGAUGCUGACGAGGCGAGGAUCAAUAAGGCGUCUACCAAGUCUGCUAUGCCACGUACAGCUGCUGCCAAAACUCGAGGUAGAUCCGUAACGAGGUUGAGGGAACAGAUGGAGGAACUUGGAGUUGAUAUGGAUGAUACUGAGAAUGCACACUUCACGAAAACUCGAGGACGAUCUAGGUCAGCCUCCGGACCAGCUAGGAAACGUCUUAGGGUGGAAUCACUCUCCAGAACGAGAGCCAGAAGCAGCUCUAGGCCAGCGAGGGAUGAAAUGGGUGUGAAGGAUGUUGUGAUGAAAACGAAGCUGAAGAACAUCGCCCAUAAAGCCAUCAAGAAGAAGGUCGCGAAGAAGGGUCUCAAGGGUGAGGCCGAUCGUUUCAUCGGUACCAAGAAGCCUCAACACUUGUUCUCAGGAAAGAGAGGUGUAGGAAAAACAGAUAGACGAUAAUUCAACGUUCUCGAUAUUCUAUCAAUGUCGUCUAACUGCAGGAACUAUUCUGCUGUCAAGUGCUACUCUGUUUCUAUCCGUUUAAAAAGCCACUAAGUAGAUGACGUCAGCACUUGAUAACAGACUCUAUCUGUGAAACGCUCAUUAGCUAUGUGUCAUCAGUAUGAAGAAACAUCAUUUAUAAACAUGGGAGUAGAGACGAUUUUAGUCGUUGAAAAAAUUAUGUAUAAGUGAAUAUUCAAUAAAGAUUGGGGAUCCCCUAUUAAAUUUAUAAGAAA